Molecule: messenger RNA, 204 nt
Organism: Botrytis fragariae
Lineage: Eukaryota; Fungi; Ascomycota; Leotiomycetes; Helotiales; Sclerotiniaceae
Exons: 2
Coding region: 1-204 (67 amino acids)
Source: RefSeq, a predicted model, not a curated record
AUGCGGGGUGGUUCUCCAUAUCAAGAACCGACCAGCGAAGCCAGCCCCCAUAAAAAGAUAACUUGGGACAGCAUUGCCAUCCAUACCAAGUGCUUCGAAAAGUGCGGAAGCUCUGAGGCGUUUGUGUCGGCUGCAUUUAUCCAUCACGUAAAUAAUCCCCAUGAAAAAAAAGGACCCGAUGUUAGCAAUGUAGCAUGUAUGUAA